AUGGCACCCACAGCCCUGCCUGCAUCCCCUGGGCCGACCCUGUCCCCGCCAGCCCUCACCCUGCCUGGGGGAGAAUCCAGCCCUGUUCCCCGGGGCGCUCCAUCCUUUCCCGCAGGCUCUGUCUCGGGAAGGCUGUGCAGCACCAGCGCUCCGGUGGCAGCCGGUGGUCCUGCCCGGGCUGCCCCGUUCAUCAGCCGCUGGGCACAGGCAGCCCCCUGCUCGCCAGACCCAGGGAAGAAGAGGAGCCGACCCGCCCGGCGCAGCCACCUUCCCCCGACGGGGGGGGGGGGGCUGAGCAGGAUGCGGCCCGGGGAUGCCCGAGCCCGCGGUGCCCCUGAGCCCCCGGUGCCCCCGAGCUCCAGGACGGGGGCUUUCCCGAACGACAACAGGCAACCCGGGCCGGGGCCGCUGCCCCCCAGCGCCGGGCCGGUCCCUGCCCCAGGCCGCGGGAGGGGCGGGGUAGGGACGCGGCACUACAGGACCCGGCGCUCCCCGCGGCGGGGCGGGACCGGACGGCGGAAGCGGCGGCGCGGAGCGGCGGGGCCGGGGCACGGCAGUGGUGGCACCAUGCAGCAGGAGGCGGAGGGCAGCCGUUCACGCCGAAGGAAGCCUGACAUGGCCUUAUAUGUGCCCAAAGCUCGGCGGGAGAGAGAGGCGCAAGUGGCAGGUGACAUGCCAGCUGUGCACCGCCGGGAGCCUGAGAACCACCAUCUUACGCAGGACACUUGCCGAGGUAGCAGUGAUGGGCAGAGGCAGAGCCCUUGUGCCAGAACAAAGGCAGGCAGAUUGGCAAAGAGGGAGAACAAGGUGGAUACCAGCCCAAAGGAGCUGCGGGCAGCCUCUGCUGGGCACUGUCAGAGGUUGAGAGGCAGCUGCCGCGUAGCAUUGGAGAGCAUGGGGGCAUCACACAGCAUGUGCAAGCCGUGCCCAGAUCCAGCUGUUGCCCAGCCCCGGGACGGACAGGACAAAACUUGCCAUGAUGAAGGACUUGGAGAGCUUGGCUGCGGCUGCCAGAUGAUGAGGACUGAGCCUGAACCUCCAUCCCUGCCAAGUGCCCAGCCUGGAGCCAGGGAGGCUACCUCCAAGGCCAGCCCUGCUAGCUCAACACUCCCCACUAGCUCAAUGCCGGCGUGUCGGACAGGGCCAAGUGAUGUGUCAGAGCAUUUGAGGGACAGCACCCUGGAUCCAGCCAGGGAUCUCUCCCAGCACCCAGGAGAGGGUGUCCUGCUACUGGCAGGGGCAUGUGACUGGAACAGCGUGCCCGGACUGAUGUGGAAGGCUGCAGGUUCAAAAGUUAAGGAGGAGGAAGGGGAGCCUGGGGGGUUUCUCCUGGCAGGGCAGAGUGAGGGCUGUGCUGCUGGAGUGCUGUCAGAGGCUGACGAAGAAGAAAGGCAGGGAUGCAUAGCUGAGCUUGUCGGGGAGAGCACCUUGGAUGUACCGGGCGCUGGCUGUGAACCUGGGUGCUCGACGAGUGGUUUGAGUGGUGGACUGGUGCUCCCCGAGGAGAAUACCCUGAGGCACGAUGUGGGCAGCCCAUCCCAGCUCCCACCAGGCAAGGAGGAGAGUGCUGCUGGGUCUGGGCAUCCUCGUGAGGAGGGCAUCCCAGUGCCAGCUGCAGGGGGAGGGGGCAGCCCCUCUGCCUGUUCAGAUGGCAGCACCGGGGUUGGGAGAGCCCUGCUGGGUGCUGACGAGGAGCCAGCAAGCAGUGCAUGGGAGGGGACACCCCUGGAGAGCCACAAGUCCCCGGCAGCCCUGGAUCUGCUGUGCCGUGGGAUGGAGGGUCUCUUGCCCCCUGCCUGGGCCGAGGAGUUGGCGGGGGCCGAGGGGGAUGCGGGCCCACUGCAGCAGGACUGGUGCAGCCAGGAGGCCAAGGAAGAAGAGGGAGGUCUCUGCCACAGCUCCGCAAAGGCAGAACAGGCCAGUACUGAGCCAUGCCAUGCCAGUCCGGCUGUGGAGGAGAGCUGGGACACACUGUUCAAUGACGACGGGGACUGCCUGGAUCCACGCCUGCUGGAGGAGCUCUCAGGGGGUGAGAAGUGCCGGGAGAGCCAGCAGUCACCCUGCUUCAACUACUAUGCGGCUGAGCCCGCUGCACCGGACCUCAGCGAUGAUGAGCUGCCCCACGUCAUUGAGAUCUAUGAUUUCCCCUCAGAUUUUCGCACUGAGGACCUGUUGCGUGUCUUCUGCAGCUAUCAGAAAAAAGGCUUUGAUAUUAAGUGGGUGGACAAUACGCACGCCCUAGGCAUCUUCUGCAGCCCCAUAACAGCACGUGAUGCCCUCAGCACCAAGCACCUGAUGGUGAAGACACGUCCGCUUUCCCAAGGCACCCGUGCCUCUAAAGCCAAAGCCAGGGCGUAUGCCGACUACCUACAGCCUGCCAAGGAGCGCCCUGAAACAUCGGCUGCCCUGGCCAGGCGGCUGGUGAUCGGUGCCCUGGGGGUACGCAGCAAUCAGACGCCAGCCCAGCGAAAUGCUGAGCGGAGGAAGCUGCAAGAAGCCCGGGAGAGGAAACGCCUGGAGAACAAGCAGCGGGAAGAUGCCUGGGAGGGCCGGGAGUGAGCUGGGAGGCUGCACCUUAUCCUGGCUGGGAACCCCCUUGGGGAACCCAGGCCCAUCUCUAUGGGCAGGCAGAGCCCUCUGCAUCGUGGAGUGGGGAUGGAUCCUGCACCACAUUCCAAAGCACUGUGUGGCUCCUCCAAAAGGGCUGAGCAGGGCGCGUGCAGGCUGGUUGUUACCAUGUGGAUGUGGUCGCCAUCAGACAGUGCUGCCCAUCCUGCCCAGCGCAGGACUUCCAGUGCUGCCUGCUGCAGCGGAAACAGCAGUGGGAUGUGGGAAGCUCGGCUGCAAGCAGGUGAGGCUGUAUUGGGCCACCCUGGCAGUGCCUUGCGAGUGAGAGUUUGUCCUUUAUUUUGCUAAU
This is a messenger RNA of Cuculus canorus (common cuckoo), 2917 nucleotides long. RefSeq names its product R3H domain and coiled-coil containing 1 like (gene R3HCC1L). Lineage: Eukaryota; Metazoa; Chordata; Aves; Cuculiformes; Cuculidae. The transcript is spliced from 7 exons. The record is from RefSeq and is a predicted model, not a curated record. The coding region runs from base 1 to 2559 and encodes 852 amino acids.